AUGGGCUUCGCCGAGCUGCGCCUCGGCUCCUACGUGCCCCCGAUCCACUACUGGCACGGCAUCGCGGACGCCCUCCGCGCCCUCGCCGGCGCCCCGGCCGUCAUAACCGCCUCCGUGCCCCCCUCGGGCUCCAUCGAGGAGCGCGCCGCGAAGCUCUCCGCCGACAUCGCCGCGAAGGCCGGCGGCCGCUCCGUCAACAUCAUCGCCCACUCCAUGGGCGGCCUCGACGCCCGCUACAUGAUCUCCCACCUCAAGCCCGCCGACGUCGACGUCAGGAGCCUCGUCACCGUCGCCACCCCGCACCGCGGCAGCGCCUUCGCCGACUUCCUCCUCGACGGCCAGGGCCCCGUCAGGCUCGCCAACCUGUACGGCCUCAUCGAGCGCGCCGGCCUCGGCACCAGGGCCUUCGGACAGCUCACCAGGGAGUACAUGGAGAACGAGUUCAACCCGCGCACCCCCGACAGCGAGAAGGUCAGGUACUUCAGCUACGGCGCCUGCACCGGCACGCCGCCGCUCCUCAGCCCGUUCCGGCAGAGCCACCGGAUCCUGGCCGACGUCGAGGGCGCCAACGACGGGUUGGUUAGCGUCGCGAGCAGCCGGUGGGGUGAGUACAAGGGCACGCUGCUCGACGUGAGCCACCUGGAUCUGAUCAACUGGUCGAACCGGCUGAAGUGGACGCUGAGGAAGGUAUGGAUGGGGCAGACGAGGACGUUCAACGCCGUUGCGUUUUACCUCGACAUCGCGGAUAUGCUGGCCAAGGAAGGGCUGUAG
Molecule: messenger RNA, 771 nt
Organism: Colletotrichum karsti
Lineage: Eukaryota; Fungi; Ascomycota; Sordariomycetes; Glomerellales; Glomerellaceae
Product: triacylglycerol lipase
Exons: 1
Coding region: 1-771 (256 amino acids)
Molecular function (GO): triacylglycerol lipase activity
Source: RefSeq, a predicted model, not a curated record